GCGUGCGCCGCUGUUGUUGACGAGAAACGGACUGGUUUCCUUUACCCACAAUCCUCGGCCGUUGAUCCGUCCUUCCGGCUUCCGUCUCAACUCCGAGUCGAUAUGGCCCCAACUAAGAAAGGAGAGAAGAAGAAGGGGCGUUCAGCCAUCAACGAGGUGGUGACCAGAGAGUACACCAUCAACGUGCACAAGCGCAUCCAUGGAGUGGGUUUCAAGAAGAGGGCCCCCCGUGCCAUCAAGGAGAUCCGCAAGUUCGCAGUGAAGGAGAUGGGAACUCCCGAUGUGCGCAUUGACACUCGUCUCAACAAGGCAGUGUGGAGCAAGGGUGUCAGGAACGUGCCGUACAGGCUACGCGUACGUCUGUCCAGGAAGCGUAACGAGGACGAGGACUCUCCCAACAAACUGUACACCCUGGUCACGUACGUUCCUGUCACCACAUGCAAAGGUCUGCAGACAGUCAAUGUUGAUGAAAACUAAAUUUGUCCCCUCUGAGAGUGGAAUAAAUAAAACAAAAAGA
Molecule: messenger RNA, 517 nt
Organism: Hippoglossus stenolepis (Pacific halibut)
Lineage: Eukaryota; Metazoa; Chordata; Actinopteri; Pleuronectiformes; Pleuronectidae
Gene: rpl31
Product: ribosomal protein L31
Exons: 5
Coding region: 103-477 (124 amino acids)
Biological process (GO): cytoplasmic translation
Cellular component (GO): ribosome; cytosolic large ribosomal subunit
Molecular function (GO): structural constituent of ribosome
Source: RefSeq, a predicted model, not a curated record